Messenger RNA from Punctularia strigosozonata HHB-11173 SS5, 348 nucleotides. RefSeq lists its product as uncharacterized. Bases 1 to 348 code for a protein of 115 amino acids. The record is from RefSeq and is a predicted model, not a curated record. The transcript has 3 exons. Lineage: Eukaryota; Fungi; Basidiomycota; Agaricomycetes; Corticiales; Punctulariaceae.
AUGUCGACUCAGGCGGCCGUGAAACACCAUUUCAUCGUGUAUGCCCCGGAUUCUACUGAUCCGGAGGCCCUCUCCCGUCGCUUGUCCGUCCGGCCGAGUCAUCUCGAAAAUGCCAAGAAGCAGAAGGAGAUCGGUUUCCAGAAGAUCGGCGGAGCCAUGCUCACGGAAGACUCGUUGACUGCCUCCGCCGCUGAUCGCAAGUUUGUUGGUUCUGUCAUGAUCUUCGAGGCGUCCUCUAUCGAUGAAGUGAAGAAAGCGAUAUACGAGGACGUGUACUACGUCAACAACGUCUGGGACCACGACAAGCUCGUCAUCUUGCCCUUCCUCUCCGCAGCGCCGCUUUCCUGA